Rhopilema esculentum is the source of this 2553-nucleotide messenger RNA. The record is from RefSeq and is a predicted model, not a curated record. NCBI's taxonomy places the organism in Eukaryota, Metazoa, Cnidaria, Scyphozoa, Rhizostomeae, Rhizostomatidae.
AGCAGCAUUUGGAAUGAUUUUAAGCGUGCCAGAGAAAGAUACUACAGACCUGAUUCUGCUUUCAAAGUGACUUUUUCUGGAGAACCAGCUAUUGAUACUGGUGGGCCAAAAAGAGAGUUUUUUGCUGAGAUGUUAGAGUAUGUAAAGACAAGGCUAUUCGAGAAUGGCUUGCCAUCAACAUCCACUAUGAGUCUGAUUAAGGAAGAUUUUAAGCUCGCAGGAGAAAUAAUGGCAAUGUCUAUACUGCAAGAUGGACAGGCACCAAACUUCCUUUCCCCAACUACCUACAAAUAUCUAACUGGUGAUCUACUAAACAUAACUGAUAUUAAAUCAUCAAAACAUCAGGCACUUUGUGAAAAUGUAAGUUUGUCUAAAGCUUUUUCUGGUUUUAACUGUAGCACAGUUAAGUUUGUUCAUCUUGACAGCAUUUUUUUAUGUAAGCUGAUGGCAGGUGAUAAAGACCUUAGCAAAGUCCUGGAGGAUGAUGAUGCAAAUGAAGUCCUUGAAGAGAUUGGAUACGUAGGUGUAGCAUCAAGAGAAAAUGUAGUAUCAGUUCAGAACAUUAUAAGGUCAAUUUAUGUCCAGCAGCAGGUUGGUGGUAUCCUGCCACAACUAGUGCAAUUAAAGGAAGGUUUGUCAACCUGUAAACUCAUUGACCACAUCAAACUUCAUCCAAAAUUGUGGGAAUCAGUAUUUUUGCAUGGCAUCGAGAGUGAUGUUUCUGCAAGCAUGCUUUUGGAACAGUUGGAGCCAAAUUAUAAUGAAAGGCAAUUGAAAAGGAACAUUGAGACUGAUGUUUUCUUUCAUUUCUGUGAAUUUGUCCAUUCUCUCCAAUGUGGUGCUUUUGCAGACUUAAGUGUAGCUAAAUUGUUACAGUGGAUUACUGGUUCAUCUUCAAUUCCCCCACUUGGAUUUCCAAAAAAGAUCAGAUGUGGCUUUCUACAUGGAUGUUUUCCAGAAUGUGCCUGUCGACCUAUAACAUCAACCUGUGAUUUGAUAAUAACAUUGCCUGUUUAUGCAAACAAUGAAGAGAAAAUGAACAUGGCAAUGGUCUCUGCCCUUACAGAAAGCAAAGGAUUUGAUCGUAUUUAAAUCCUUAAGAUGUUUGGUAUGGACAGUUAGUGACUGAACAGUAUAAAAACUUUCACAUUUUCAUGUAAUUUUUGUUAAUUAUGGCACAUAAAGCAUCACCAUUUAUGUCCAUGUUUUCACCUCAAUUUUUGCUACUAUAAAUAAUACUUGUGCAAAUUCAAUAAAAAUUGAUAAUUGAAGAUUUUACAUGCUACAAACACUCUGCUACAAGCAGUUUUGCAUUCAACAGUAUGGCUGUGUUUUUUCAAAACAAGUUAAUGCAUUUUAGAUAAUACCGUGGAAAUACUAUCCACAAAUGAGUAAAUAAGGAUUUAUCUAAAGACGUUUUUAAAUUACAGAUUACUUGAUUCAUAAAACAAUUCUAUAGUUAGGGAUGGGGAAGGGUGUUUAUGGUUUUGGUGAUGGAGGGUUUAUGGUUUUCAUGGAGGGUGACACUAUGAAAAGGGAAGGGUGGUUUCUAGCUUUGGUGAUGUAACUAUGAUAAAAGCGACCUAUUGCAGACCUUUCUUAGAUCUUUAUUUACAAAAGCUGAAACUUAUGAUGUUAAUUACUAAAUGGAAGGUUUGAUACAUAGGCUCAUCUCUGGCAGAAUAUGAAGGAUCAGGAAAAACUUUCUUUGAAAUCUCCACCAAAACUGCUUUUUGGACACUUCGAGACAGCUACUGUCAAGAUUCUAUCAUAAUUUUUGUUGUUCAUACCUACUUUGCUUUUGUGCUAAAACUGUUACAGUAACAAAAUUGUAAACAAUAUAAGACUUUUUAAAAGACACAUGAUAUUACCCACAAGUUGCAAAUCAAAAUUGUCAUAGUAAAUAAAGUCAGAAAGACCAAUGGAAAACAAUGAGCUAAGUCAUAAUGCAUAUUUCUUUCCUUGAAUUUUUACAGUCAGGAGUUAAAGUUUGCUGAUUUAUUAUCAUGUUGAGUGAGUAUUUCUAAGGCUGGGUGAAAAAGUUUUCAUGAGAGCCAAUAACAGAAGUUUAAAUUCCUGGCAUUAUUGGGCAUUUAGACCUGAUGUAUGUUUAGAGGCUUGUAUGUUGGCCAUCUUUCUGUAUCAGUUAUUCUUCACGUACAGCCACUUUUUUACGUCAGGCAGUUAGUGGUAAUGUUUUCCAACCUUCAAGGAAUACAUUUUUGUAUGGGCUCAGGUCGACUAGAUAUCUUGGUGUUAAACUCUGGAAUGAUAUUCCAACAUACAUUAAAAUUUCAGCAUCCUUAAAUGUUUUCAAAUCAAAACUGAAAGAAUUUCUCAUAAAUGGUUAUAUUCUACAUCAAUAUUGAGGUAAUCCCUAAGGAUCUGCUCAGUCUCUAAGUCCUUGUUUAUUCCAAUGUUUUGGGGAGGCUUUCUGGUUUCUCUUUUGAUUUAAAGAAAAAUUUCACUUUUUUAGUUUUAGAUGGGGGGCCCUCUCUCGGAUAGAGCUCCUCCUUAGACAAAUAUAUUUAAAUACAUAAUGUCUUGUAAUGU